AUGGCUAAUGGCCAGCAACAGACUCCACGUAUAAUCAUCAUAGGCGCGGGGGUCGGUGGCCUCACUUGUGGCAUCCGUUUGAAGACCAAACUCAAGCUUGAGAACUUCACGAUCUAUGAGAAAUCGGAGGAAAUCGGAGGAACAUGGAGAGCCAAUACAUAUCCAGGCUGCUCGUCUGACGUGCCGGUUCACUGGUAUAGUUUAUCAUCCGAUCUGAAUCCAACUUGGAGCAAAUCGCAUGCCUUGCGUCCCGAAAUCCAGGACUACUGGUUCGCUCUAACGGGGAAGUAUGGUCUAUACAGUAAUCUCGUCUUCAACACGCGCGUCGUAUCAGCAGACUGGGAUGCAACCAAGCAUGCGUAUGCUGUCGUCAUCGAGGAUGUGUCGACUGGAAAUCGGCUGCAUACUUCAGCUGAGAUCGUAAUAUCCGCGGUUGGUGUGCUCGAGCAGCCAUAUCUGCCAUACAAAGAGAUACAUGGCAUAGAUAACUUCAAAGGGCAAUCUUUUCAUUGCGCAAAAUGGCCACAUGAGAUUGAUCUCCGCGACAAAAACGUCGCCGUCAUUGGCAAUGCUUCGUCUGGUGCUCAAUUCAUACCAGCUAUCACAGAGGAUCCCACGACAAAGGUCGUGAACUUCAUUCGGACACCGGUGUGGUUUAAUACCAGGCCUCAUAUACCCUAUUCAAAUGUUGAGAAAUGGGCGUUUAAGAACAUCCCAAUGGUUAUGAAAUUUCACCGAGCCUGGAUUAUGUUCGACGUACGGCUUGCAGAUAGUGGUUAUCUUGCCAGCACACAUCGACCUAACUUAAGCCUGAAUUUCGAUGGGAUCAGUGAAGUUGUUGGAGAUGGUCUUGUCACUAGAACAGGGGAAAUGUUACCUUUCGAUGUCAUCAUCUACGCUACUGGCUUUGUUGGUGAUAAAUAUCCUGUGCACGUCAAAGGAUUUAACGAUGUCACUGUGCGCGGGUACUACAAAGUUCAUGGCGGUCCUACGGCCUAUCGCGGGACCACCAUACCUGGCAUACCGAACUUUUACAUGAUCGCAGGUCCCAAUACAGGAACCUCGACAUCAACCCUUUUUGUAGAAGAGGUUCAGGUGGAAUACAUCUUACAAAUGAUCCAACCUGUCCUCGACCAUCGCCUUACGUGGCUGACUGUCAAAGACGAUGCGACGGAUGCGUACAACAGGCGACUCCAAGCGCGCCUGUCGCAAUCAGUACAUUCAGAAUGCUACUCGUGGCAGCGCGUCGACGGGACUGGCAAGAUCUUCAAUCCGUUUCCCUGGGCGGUGAUCCUAUGGUGGUGGCGACUUCGUUGGCCCAGGUGUAACCGCGAUUAG
Molecule: messenger RNA, 1338 nt
Organism: Coniophora puteana RWD-64-598 SS2
Lineage: Eukaryota; Fungi; Basidiomycota; Agaricomycetes; Boletales; Coniophoraceae
Product: FAD/NAD(P)-binding domain-containing protein
Exons: 12
Coding region: 1-1338 (445 amino acids)
Molecular function (GO): flavin adenine dinucleotide binding; NADP binding; N,N-dimethylaniline monooxygenase activity
Source: RefSeq, a predicted model, not a curated record